Molecule: messenger RNA, 1562 nt
Organism: Penaeus monodon (black tiger shrimp)
Lineage: Eukaryota; Metazoa; Arthropoda; Malacostraca; Decapoda; Penaeidae
Exons: 2
Coding region: 217-1488 (423 amino acids)
Source: RefSeq, a predicted model, not a curated record
UACAAGAAAAUAGUUACUUUCUCCCCAAGCAAUCUAUUCGACAUUCCAAAAUGCAACGCAACGAAAGACUUAAUUAAGGAAGUCGAAUUCUUAAUUAAAGAGUACACAAACGGCAGCUUCCUCCAACCGAUUGCUCUAAAAACAAUCGCUAUUCUACCUCAUCUCAUAUGCCAAAGAACACAUACAAAAUCCAAGACCGCAGAUGAUGUAAAGGCUAUGAAAAGGAGGAUGGAGCGAUGGAAAGUAGGAGAUGUUACUGGACUCCUGAAAGAGGCAAAAAACCUACAGGAAAGACACAGAAAAACAAUUGCAACAAGAAAAGAGAUGGACAAAUCAAGGAAAUUUGCCAGUCUAAUGAAACAAGGCAAAGUGACAAAGGCAGUAAGGGUCCUAACAUCAAAUGAAACAACAGGGACAUUACCCUUAAAUGAAAACACCCGUCGCUUGCUCAAUGAAAAGCACCCGCCUGCAAAGGAAGCGGCGGCGGGAACGAUGUUUCGUGGAGAGUAUAAUCCCCCACCUCCGGAGAUCUUUGAGCGAAUUACCGGCGAAAAGAUAAGAACACAUGCAUUGCAUACACAUGGUGCAGCUGGACCUUCUGGACUCGACGCAAAGGCAUGGAAAACCAUCCUGAGCAGCAGCAAGUUUGGGUCAGCUGCAAAUGACCUUUGCAAAGCCAUUGCAUCUCUUGCUAGAAAACUUGCAACAGAAAACUGCAACAACCUGGAUGCCCUCACAGCUUGUCGUUUAAUUGCCCUCGACAAGAAGCCCGGAUGCCGCCCUAUUGGCAUUGGAGAAGUCUUGCGACGAAUCAUCGGCAAGGCAAUCAUGAACGUUGUCGGAGACGACGUUAGACAAGCCGUAGGAAAUUUACAGGUGUGUGCAGGUCAACAGGCAGGGUGUGAGGCAGCAAUCCACGCCAUGAGAAACAUCUAUGAAGAGCCGGAUUGUCAGGCCGUACUCAUGGUAGAUGCUACAAAUGCCUUCAACAACAUCAACCGGAAGGCAACAAUCCACAAUAUAGAGGUCAAAUGCCCAAGCCUCGCACAAUACAUUAAGAACACCUACAACAAUCCAGCAGAGCUCCACAUAGUCGACAAUAGAACAAAUACUUAUGAGAUGAUAGCUUCAGCCGAGGGCACAACACAAGGUGACCCAGUUGCCAUGGCGAUGUACGCCAUCGGUCUCCUCAGGCUACAAACAAUAAUUGACCACACAACAACAGAUAUAAAGCAAGUUGCCUAUGCCGAUGACCUGACCGGAGCAGGGAAAAUUAAGAACCUAAGGAAGUGGUGGAAUCUCAUUGAGACACAUGGCCCUCCACAAGGAUAUUCUCCGAACGCCGCCAAAUCGGUUUUAAUUGUAAAACCGGAAUAUCUCGGACAAGCCAGAGAAGCCUUCCGAGAAACAAACGUGAUUAUAAAGGCCGGCGGUGAAAAACACCUUGGGGCAGUUCUUGGCAAGUGGAUGAAUGGAGAAGGGAAGUGAUAGAGCUGGCAGAAAUCGCAAAGAAGGAACCGCACUCGGCAUAUACCGCCUUCACCUUCGGUAUCAAACACAAG